Vigna angularis (adzuki bean) is the source of this 1614-nucleotide messenger RNA. RefSeq names its product pentatricopeptide repeat-containing protein At5g48910. The transcript has a single exon. Gene Ontology annotation, molecular function: RNA binding; protein binding. Gene Ontology annotation, biological process: RNA modification. Bases 1 to 1614 code for a protein of 537 amino acids. The record is from RefSeq and is a predicted model, not a curated record. NCBI's taxonomy places the organism in Eukaryota, Viridiplantae, Streptophyta, Magnoliopsida, Fabales, Fabaceae.
AUGUUGAGAAAUAAAACCAAACCCCUUCUUUCAAAUUCUCAAGCUUCAAUAUUCCGUUAUCUGGCACCACAACCUUCCCUGCCCCAAAUCAAGCAAACCCAUGCACACGUCGUCGUUUGGGGCCAUGCUCGUCUCACCGUUCACCUUCUCUCUCUACUUUCUUUCUCCUCCACUGUUCCUUUCCCUCUCCGAUACUCACUCUCUCUCUUCAGCUCAAUUCCGUUCCCCACUGUAUUUGCCUUCAACUCCCUCAUCCGCUGCCACGCCAAAGCCAACUCGUCGCCGUCUCUCUCUCUUUCUCUGUACUCCGCAAUGCGACGCCGUUUUCUCAACCCCAAUCAGCACACCUUCACCUUCCUGCUCCAUGCCUGCUCCAAGAACUUAAAAAUCAAGGUAAACAACAGGUUGGGUGUUCAAGUUCAUGUGCACGUGAUCAAGCUCGGUUAUGCUUGCCACGUGUUUGUCCGGAACGCUCUGAUUCACUUCUAUUUCGAGUGUGGUGAUGCUGAUUCUUCCCAGAGAGUGUUUGAGGAAGAUGCCCUUUGCAGCGACGUGGUCACGUGGAACUCCAUGCUGGCUGGUGCAGUGAGAAAUGGGGAUGUUCGGGUUGCGGAGAAGAUGUUUGGUGAAAUGCCUGAAAGGGAUGUUGUUUCUUGGAGUACUAUGAUAAUGGGGUAUGUUCAAAAUGGACUUUUUGAAGAUGGGUUGGAGUGUUUUAGAGACAUGAGGAAGAAGAGAGUGAGACCAAAUGAAGCUAUAUUGGUUACCUUGCUUUCGGUUUCGGCUCAGUUGGGUUUGCUUUGUUAUGGGAGAUUCAUUCAUUCCACCAUUGAGGCAAUGAGAUUUCCAAUGACGGUUCAUAUAGGGACUGCUUUGGUAGACAUGUAUGCAAAGUGUGGUUGUAUUGAAAAGGCGAGAAUCUUGUUUGAUGGGAUGGUGAAUAAGGAUGUGUGGACGUGGAAUGUUAUGAUCUGCGGUCUUGCUUCGCAUGAUUGCGCCAAGGAGGCGCUCGCACUAUUUGACAGGUUCAUUGAUGAAGGCUUUCUUCCUGUGAAUGUGACAUUUGUGGGUGUACUUAAUGCUUGUAGUAGGGCUGGUCUGGUUGGUGGAGGGAAGCAUUAUUUUAAGUUGAUGGUAGAUGGUUAUGGCAUUCAGCCCGAGAUGGAGCACUAUGGGUGCAUGGUUGAUCUCCUUGCUCGUGCCGGUUUAGUUGAUGAGGCAGUUAAGUUGAUUGAGGGAAUGGCAAUUACGCCUGAUCCUGUGAUGUGGGCGACGCUGCUUGAUGCAUGUAAGCUUCAUGGAUAUGUGGAAAUGGGGGAGAAGAUUGGGAAUGAGUUGAUAGAGUUGGACCCAACCCAUGACGGGCAUUAUGUGCAGUUAGCUGGAAUAUAUGCGAAAGAGAGAAAGUGGGAGGAUGUAGUUAGAAUUCGGGAAUUAUUGAGUGAGAGAAUUGCCGGCAAAGUUGCUGGUUGGAGUUUGGUUGAACUGCAGGGUAGAGUUCAUCGCUUUGUUGCUGGGGAUAGAGAGCAUGAAUGUUCUUCAGAUAUUUACAAAAUGCUUGAAACAAUUGGACUGAGGAUAACUGAAGCAGGUUUACUAACUGAAACGUUUUGA